Molecule: messenger RNA, 2732 nt
Organism: Myripristis murdjan (pinecone soldierfish)
Lineage: Eukaryota; Metazoa; Chordata; Actinopteri; Holocentriformes; Holocentridae
Product: mitochondrial fission factor-like
Exons: 8
Coding region: 138-1076 (312 amino acids)
Biological process (GO): positive regulation of mitochondrial fission
Cellular component (GO): mitochondrial outer membrane; peroxisome
Source: RefSeq, a predicted model, not a curated record
CAGCACGCCGGGUACCCAAAGCUAACGUCGUACUGCGGUUCAAAGUUAGCUAAUCGUUAGCUGUUAGCAAAGCACGGCGGCUGUCACUCAGCUUGACACCGUGACCCAGCUCUCUGCUCCUCAGCUCAGGUUUGUUCAUGAUGGCGUCCUUCGCUCCGUACCCGAGGGAGAUGUCCCAGGGGCCGGGCCAAGACCCCGUCUUCAUGGAGGCCAUCAGCAACAACAUGCGCAUCCCGGAGCGGCUGAGCGUUGGGCCUGGCCGGCAGUGGGCGGGCCAGGAGGAGGAGGACGAGCUUCCACCUGCCUACAGCAUGCACGUCCCUGACAGGCUGACAUACACAGAAGCUCCGGAUAUGAACCCCAGACCUCUGUUCACCCCCUCCAGACCGUCCGGCCAUGCCCCGCUGGUGCUGGAUCCAAACUUGGACGACGUCUUCUACAGAGAACCUCUACAUGUAGCAGGGUGUACCAUUCGGAGAUCCUACAGUGACCAAAGUUUUGGCAGGAGUCCGCCUGGCACCCCGACCCACCCGAAACAGGUGCUGGCACUGCACAGCCAUCCGUCCAGCUCUCGAGGUUCAGGCCGUCCUCCCCGCCAGCGCUCCUUCGUUGCUCCUUCUCCUGUCGGCACUGCUGACCCCCGACCCCGGGCUGAGGCGGUGGCUCUGCCGCUGGGUCUGCCUGCCCUCCCUCCAGGCCUCCUGUCCCCUCAGUCCCUGCUGGAAGCUGCCAAGCAGCUGGGCCUGCAGGCGUCUCAGCGCCUCCUGCAGACCGUCAGCCACAAGUACAGUCUGAACAACAAUGAGAAGCCGCAAGCAGUGACUCCUGUAGCCGAGGCCCCUGACCCUGCACCCGUGGAACAAAGCAGGAAAAGUAUGAUGGAGACCUGGAGUGUAGAAGAAGAAGGAGGGGCUGUCGUGGAGCUCAUGGUCCUCCGGAGACAGGUGUUGAAGAUGAGUCGGCGGCUGGCGGGGUUGGAGAGACAAAACGCCGAGCGGAAGAACACGGAGGUCGUCCUUUUCUCGCUGCUGCUCUCCGCCUGCCUGCUGAAUGCCUGGCUGUGGAUCCGCAGAUAAAACACACACACACACACACACAUUUUUGUAUUACUAUGCAUGUGAGGACCUUCCUUAACCUACAUUUAUCCCCCAAACACCCUAACCUUGAAGGAAAAAUUGACACUAAAACACUUGAACUGGCAUCAUGGUUAAAUAGACCACAAUGCAAAGCAGCUCCCAGACAGGCUUGUUUUUCUCAACUGGAAAAAACUUGCUCUCUUGCCUUUUAUUAUAGUUAUUGCUGGAUGCAUCAAGUCCAGGCAAGUUUUUUUUUUUCUUAGUUUUCCAAAGGCAUUAUGGGAAAUGUAGGACAUCACUAACCAAAGCAGAAACAGACGAGACAGUUUGAAGGAAAGCAGGUGCAUCAAAAACCUGCCUAGCAUUCCUAAAGCUAACCCUCUAACCCAAAUCUCCUGAGCUAAUUCCUUUGUAAACAAGUGAACACUGGGCAAAAACGUCCACCUAAAACUGGUUCUCACAAACAUGGUGAAACAAAUGCGCGCACACACAAACUGGGACUGUCACACUGCUGUGCUUAUACACUAUAUACUGAAAAUGACGAUACCAAGGCGUAUGCUAAUAGCCAGCCAAAAGAGGUGGAAAGUUACUGGAUACAAACAGCACACACGUUGUUGACAGGAUGCAUCUUUAUCCUUACAUUUGAUGCUACCAACGCAAAAUCUGCAUUAUAAUACACCGUUUGCUAUUGCAGGUACCUGAAGAGUUUGGUACCAAGAUACUGAAACAUUAUGUCAAUUUACACACACACACACACACACACACACCCCCUUACUUUUUCAAUAAUAAAUAUCACUCCAGCUACACAAACCUCAGUUUUAAAGGGCAAUAGGUUGUGUUUACAUACAAUGUGAGGACUGUAAAAACAGAGCUAGCCAUGACUUUGAAUUGUAUUGUAUUGCAAUGGUAAUUUUUGUCUUAAUUGGUGGUAUAAAUUGGAGCAAAAUGCUGCUUGUUUUUGACUUGACUUUGGUCACCAGUCACUGCCAGUCAGAAAUACACUCCGAAAAUGUCGACAGUGUGGUACAUCACUCCAGGUGGGUGUUUUUUCUGCUCACCAAUGAAAGAUGCAAAGUUUUCAUCAAAGUAUGUGAGGCCGUGUCCUUUGAAACUCAUUUAAGACCUGGCGUGUAGUGUUCUAAAAAAUGCAUAGGUGUCAAUGAGAAAAAGCAGAAUAUUUAUUUUUUGGAAUGUAUAUAUGCUUGAAAAAUCCUGUUAAAAUGAAUGAAUGAGCUUUUGAAUAGGAAUGAAAACAGCUCCACUGAAAAUCAGUUAAACUGAGUUUACUGAGCAAAUAAACUACUAUGUGUGCUAGUGACAAACAUAAUACUUGGAGAUAAUAGUUGGAGAUGCGUGUUUUUUGUCACGCUGCAGUGUAAUGGUAUAUAUUAGAUAUAUUAGAAUGGUUACAAUAUGAAGCGCUUGCGUGUGUGUGUGUUUUGGCCAAAUACUGUGGGAGAUUUUCUUUGAAAACCUGUGAGCUUCAGCUUGUUGCUGUGACACGUUUUUCCUCUGAAUUUAAAGAUUACUAAUAAUGGCUGUCAGCGACUGAGCAUUUACUCUGUAGCAUGGCUUCGUUCUGUUUUAUAUCUCUUGAAGUUGUGCCACUUUUGAUGUAUGUUUAUUUAAUAAAAGUAGAUUUUAUAUUUAAAAAUG